GUGAUGAAAUAGUUCAGCAAUAUGAUUUGACAUAGAAAAAAAAAACUACAUAUAUCAUCAUGUUUGUUUUGGCAGAAAUGAAGGACACUAUCAGGAUUCCACCCUGGCUAUUCCACAUCAAAUUUAAUGAUGCUGUCAUUGAGGCACUCAACAAGAAACUGGCAAAUAAGGUUGUACACAAUGUAGGUCUGUGCAUUGCAUUAUGGGAUAUUACAAAACUUGAAGACAGCUAUAUAUUUCCAGGAGAUGGUGCUUCCCACACAGUUGUUCAUUUCAGAUACGUAAUUUUUCGACCAUUUAUGGAUGAAAUAUUGACUGGCAAAACAAAAAGCUGCAGCAAAGAGGGAGUUCAUGUAUCAAUAGGAAUUUUUGACGACAUCUUGAUCCCAGCAGAUGCCAUGCAGCAUCCGUCUAGGUUUGAUGACAAGGAGCAGCUCUGGGCCUGGGAGUAUGAAGUUGAGGAUGGUAAACAUGACCUUUUUAUGGACAUUGGUGAAGAAAUCAGAUUCCGUGUAGUAGAUGAGAUAUUUGUGGACACUACUCCCACAGGUCCUGAUGGAACAGCAAACCAAUCAUCUGAAAUCACUGACACAGAGACAAAGAAAACACCUUAUACUAUAGUGGGAUCUAUCAGUGAGCCAGGGCUGGGUCUGUUAUCAUGGUGGAACUCCUGACAUCACUUCCUGUGGAAAACUACAUCCUAUUGGUACAUUCUGUAUCUAGUGCAUCUCAUGACAUUACAAAGGACCAAAAUUGUUUAAAAAAAGGACUGCAUGGAAAAAAGGAAAAUCAGUGCAAUGACAUGUGGUCCUUUGUGUUCAUUGAAAACUUUUGCUUGAUGAACAAGCAAUUUAAUAUUGCAAAAUUUUAUGAAUUACAUAUUUGGUUUGAAAUUGUGUAAUAAAAUUAAGUUCAUAUCCA
Saccostrea echinata is the source of this 921-nucleotide messenger RNA. Its product is annotated as DNA-directed RNA polymerase III subunit RPC8-like. Gene Ontology annotation, cellular component: RNA polymerase III complex. Gene Ontology annotation, molecular function: DNA binding; DNA-directed RNA polymerase activity. Gene Ontology annotation, biological process: transcription initiation at RNA polymerase III promoter; DNA-templated transcription. Bases 60 to 674 code for a protein of 204 amino acids. The transcript has 8 exons. The record is from RefSeq and is a predicted model, not a curated record. NCBI's taxonomy places the organism in Eukaryota, Metazoa, Mollusca, Bivalvia, Ostreida, Ostreidae.